UUCAGGAAACCAGCGGUCUGUCGGUCUGUCGUCGCUCGCAGUUCACUAGAACUCAAGAGUAGGAGGCGAAGGGGGAAAUACGUCCACAAGAUAAUGAAGCCUGACUCUCACUUCGUGUCACCGCGUUAGGGUUUUACGCAACUCCGUCAAAAGCUCGACCUUAAACGGUAAGACACUUCGUUGUCACACACGUUGUGAUUUGGCUGUGCCCACCAUGUCCAGAAGUGGGUGGUCCAAGCGUUCUAGGCAAGGGGCAUUCCCAGGCCUGCCCGACCCCCCUCAGGGUCCGGGCAUCCAUGUCUACUUGUUCUGCUCAAAGGAAGGUGAAAGAUAUUUGUCUCACACAAACGGAGGAGUCACAGCAGAGGACUUGUGCAUCUCAGCGGCAGAGGCAGUAGGGAUAACUCCUCUGUGCCAUGUAUUGUUUGCGCUGUACAACCCGCAGUCACGGUGCUGGUACAGUCCAAACCAUGACUUCAAUCCAGACAACUCCAGCCUCGUUCUUCACUACUGCAUGAGGUUUUACUUUCGGAAUUGGCACGGGCUGAAUCAGAAGGAGCCAGCUGUGUCUCGAUAUUCUCUCAGAUCUGGGACAAAUCAGGGCGGCUCCCCACUGCUUGAAAUCGCAUCCUUACAAUACUUAUUCUCCCAGGCUAAAUAUGAGUUUGUGAACGAAGUAAUACAGAUGGAAGACCUUCAGUCGGCGGAGGAUAUAAGUCGCUUCAAAAAUGAAAGCUUGGGGAUGGCCGUGCUUCAACUCUCUCACCAGGCAUUGCAAACAGGUUGCACCUUACAAGAGGUUGCUGAAAAAGUCAGCUUCUCACACUGCAUACCGAGGACUUUUGCCAAACAGAUUUCCAAAGACAGCUUCCUGACAAAAAUCAGGAUGCGGCGGGUGUUUGCAGAGUUUGUGCGGAAAUUCCAGCACACCGUGGACAAGGGACAACUAGGCGCCCAUGAGAUCAUGUAUAAGUACAUCUCUACUCUUGAACACUUGGCACCACGUUUUGGUACGGAGACCUUCCCAGUAUCCCACCUGGAACUAAGAGAGGACGGGGAUGAAAGCAGCUCUUACUCCAACACCACCCACGCAGAGGGUGCCUCGAAAGAUAACUUCAGAAUGCCUGCCACACAUGAGAUAAUGGUGUCUGGCACCAAGGGUAUUCAGUGGAGAAAGGUGUCCGCUCAGAAGGCGCAGGCAAACAGUUACCUCAGGAACGACUACAUGAACUACAUGAAGAAAACAAAACAACAGUCCAGCCAACCGAAUGCAAACACUCCUAAUAAAUGGACCUCCUUCUGUGAUUUCCCUGAAAUAACUCACAUAGCCAUCACCGGAGAUACUGUGUGCAUUAGCACUCAGGACAGUCACUGCAUGGAGGUUCAGAUGAACUCCAGCCAGGAGGCCCGUUCCUUCAUCUCCCUCCUAGAUGGAUACAACCGACUGACUGCGUUCGCCCACCACUAUCUUUGUCAUGAAGUGGCUCCCCCAAGGGUAGUGCUGAGUGUAGCAAAUGGACUGCAUGGACCUAUGCAUGAUGAUUUUGUGCUGCUGAAGCUGAAAAAGGAAGCAGCAGAGGAGGGAGCUUUCCUCGUACGUUGGAGUGCUGUGGACUAUCACCGCAUCAUCCUGGCUGUCCUGAGCAAAAAUGGGAAUGGAUCAAAGCCGAGCCACAAGCAGUUUCGGAUACACCACAAGGGUUCGAUGUUCUCUCUGGAGGGAUGGGACCGAGAAUUCCCCAGCAUGAAGGAGCUCGCAGAAAGCCUCAAGACCUAUGUCCUCAAGUCUGGUCCAGACAGUUUUACUGUCAAAAAAUGCUGUUUGCCAAAACAAGCAGAGCUAUCCAACCUUCUGGUGAUGAGGCAGGGUGCUCACACAGACUCCUUGUCCCUAAACAUGGCCCAAGUACGCUUUCACCAGAUCAAGGAAAAAGACAUCAUACAGGAACAGCAUCUGGGCCGCGGAACCAGAACAAACAUCUACUCGGGACGUCUGCUGGUGCGUGGUGGAGAACAUGAGGAUGAUGACGAGUUCAACAACAACUCCGCUGACCGCAAAGGGAUCCAAGUGGUUCUCAAGAUUCUAGACCAAAGUGAUAAAGAUACUGAUAUAGGAUUUUUGGAAACCGCAAGUCUCAUGAGCCAGGUGUCCCACAGGCACCUGGUGUUUGUACAUGGCAUGUCAGUCAAAGGAUCUGAAAACAUCAUGGUGGAAGAAUUUGUGGAGUUUGGGCCUUUGGAUGUUUUCCUUCGCAGAGAAAAGGCCUCAGUGACACCUCAGUGGAAAUUCAUUGUUGCAAAACAACUUGCAAGUGCCCUCAAUUAUCUUGAGACUAAAUGGCUGGUUCAUGGAAACGUCUGUGCCAGGAACAUUCUGGUGGCGAGGCGUGGUCUGGAGCAAGGCACUACUCCUUUUGUCAAGCUGAGCGACCCAGGGAUCGCCCUGAGCGUCCUUUCACGCGAAGAGCGUCUUGAGCGCAUCCCGUGGAUUGCCCCUGAGUGUGUUGAAAGCGGUGCAUCCAUUGGCAACGCUGCUGACCAGUGGAGCUUUGGCAUCACCCUGCUUGAAAUCUGCAACAAUGGCGAUCUUCCCAUGAGUGGCAGCACGCUGUCUGAAAAAGAGCGCUUUUUUCAGCAAAAGGGCCGUUUAGCUGAGCCAUCCUCACAGGAGCUGGCCAGUUUCAUCAGCAUGUGUUUGACCUACGAGCCCGUGGAGAGGCCUUCGUUCCGCACUGUGCUCAGAGAGCUCACCGAAAUCAUGAUCAAGAAUCCUGAUAUAUCCCCCAGCGAAACUCUACCUGACACAGACCCUAGCAUAUUCCAUAAACGGUACCUGAAAAAGAUGCGGGACUUAGGAGAGGGACACUUUGGGAAGGUGACUCUCUACUUGUAUGACCCGACCAACGAUGGGACAGGAGAACGUGUGGCAGUGAAGGCUUUGAAACAGGAAAACGGUCAUGUGCCUGAGGGCUGGAUGAAGGAGAUUGAGAUCCUGAAGUCCCUCUAUCACUGCAACAUUGUCAAGUACAAGGGCUGUUGUACUGAGCUGGGAGGACAAGUGGUGCAGCUGAUAAUGGAGUACCUUCCCCUGGGGAGUCUGCGAGAGUACCUUCCCAAACGUAAACUGGGAAUGCAGCAGUGCCUUAUGUUUGCUCAGCAGAUCUGUCAGGGUAUGGAGUACUUGCACUCGAAGCGAUACAUCCAUCGAGACCUGGCCGCCCGUAAUGUUCUAGUGGAAAAUGACAAUUUGGUAAAGAUUGGAGACUUUGGCCUGACCAAAUACAUCCCUGAAGGCGAGAUCUACUAUCGUGUCCGUGAGGACGGGGACAGUCCAGUGUUCUGGUAUGCCAUUGAGUGCUUGAAGGAGAGCAAGUUUUCCUUUUCCUCUGACAUUUGGUCCUUCGGCGUUACAUUGUAUGAGAUCCUGACCCGCUGUGAACAUCGCCAAAGCCCUCCGAUAAAGUUCUUUGAAAUGAUGGAGGCAACCCAGGGACAGAUGACUGUGAUGGUACUCAUAAAACUGCUGGAGAAACAGCUGCGAUUACCUCGUCCCAAAGACUGCCCGCAUGAGGUGAAGCUGUUAAUGGAGCAGUGCUGGGCUACAGAGCCGGCACAGCGGCCAUCAUUCAGCGACCUCAUCGAAAAGUUUGAGGCUAUUCGCCAAGCAUACAACUGGCAGUCUAAUAUAAACUUUUCCUUGGCUCAGAUUUGCUGAUUGGGACUCGGGAAAAUCUUCUUGUGUACAUGUCAUCACUUCACCACUAUAACAACCAUAUAUUACAAUCAGUAAUGUGACUCCUGCUGUGCAAUGCCUACUGUCUCCAUUUACACAGACAUCUUUAUACUUUUGGUUUCUUUUUGAUAGACUGCUGUCUCUCAUGUAUAUUAACACGACGAUAAACUCAAUCAGUGUGAGUUUUUUUUACUUGACUAAUUAGUUAAACUUUAUGAAGAAAGGUGAUACCUGUCAGCUUGUCUUUCAAAUGUUAUAGGUUUGCAUAUAUCACAGUAAGUAUUAAGAAUUUCUGUAAGGUUGGGAGAUAACUAUCCUUCAUUUUAUGUUUUUUUGUACAUUGUUUGAGUGUAUGUUACCUUUGCCUUCUUGAUUUUGUAUAAAGCAAAAGAACAAAUUGAAAAUCUGCGAAGCCAUUUUUCACACGCCCUUUUAUUAAAGACUGAAACAUAUUGA
Messenger RNA from Epinephelus fuscoguttatus (brown-marbled grouper), 4189 nucleotides. RefSeq names its product tyrosine kinase 2 (gene tyk2). Gene Ontology annotation, biological process: intracellular signal transduction; cytokine-mediated signaling pathway; peptidyl-tyrosine phosphorylation. Bases 215 to 3715 code for a protein of 1166 amino acids. Gene Ontology annotation, molecular function: non-membrane spanning protein tyrosine kinase activity; ATP binding; cytokine receptor binding. Lineage: Eukaryota; Metazoa; Chordata; Actinopteri; Perciformes; Serranidae. The transcript is spliced from 24 exons. The record is from RefSeq and is a predicted model, not a curated record. Gene Ontology annotation, cellular component: cytosol; cytoskeleton; membrane.